AUGCUCUCGGGGAUCCUCAUAUUCAACCAAAAGGGCGAAAAUCUCAUUUUCCGCGCCUUCCGCAGCGACUGCCGUCCCCGUCUAGCUGACAUCUUCCGCAUCCAAGUCAUCUCCAAUCCACAUGUGCGCUCCCCGAUCCUGACCCUGGGCUCGACGACAUUCAGCCAUGUCAAGCACGAGAAUAUUUACCUGGUCGCGGUGACCAAGAGCAAUGCCAAUGCCGCGCUGGUAUUUGAAUUCCUCUACCGACUGAUCAUGCUGGGGAAGAGCUAUUUCGGGAAACUCGACGAGGAGGCCGUGAAGAACAACUUUGUCCUUAUUUACGAACUGCUCGAUGAAAUCCUCGACUUCGGAUACCCCCAGAACACCGAAACAGAUACCCUGAAAAUGUACAUCACAACCGAAGGCGUCAAAUCCGCCAUCGCCAACAACCCCACCGACUCCUCCAAAAUCACGCAACAAGCAACAGGCGCCCUCUCCUGGCGCCGCUCCGACGUAAAAUACCGCAAAAACGAAGCCUUCGUCGACGUAAUCGAAGAUGUCAACCUCCUAAUGUCCGCAACGGGCAACAUCCUCCGCGCAGACGUCAACGGCCAAAUAGUAAUGCGCGCCUACCUCUCCGGCACCCCGGAAUGCAAAUUCGGUCUCAACGACCGUCUCCUCCUGGACCCCGCUCAAGCCUCCGAUACCACCCCCGGCCGCGCCACCAACAACAACGCAGGCGGCAAGUCGAAAGCGCGGCGCGCAGCAGCCGGCUCGGUCACGCUGGAAGACUGCCAGUUCCACCAGUGCGUGAAGCUGGGCCGGUUCGACACGGACCGGAUUAUCUCGUUUGUGCCGCCGGACGGCGAGUUCGAGCUGAUGCGGUACCGGGCGACGGAGAAUGUCAAUCUGCCGUUCAAGGUGCGGCCGAUUGUCAGGGAGAUUGGCACGACCAAGGUGGAGUAUAGUGUUGCGAUUCGGGCGAAUUAUGAUUCCAAGUUGUUUGCGACGAAUGUGGUCUUGAGGAUUCCAACCCCGCUUAAUACGGCGAAGAUGACGGAGAGGACGAGUCAGGGGCGGGCCAAGUAUGAGCCCGAACAGAAUAAUAUUGUGUGGAAGAUUGCGAGGUUCUCGGGCCAGUCGGAGUACGUGCUUAAUGCUGAGGCGAUUCUGACGACUAUGACGCAUCAGAAGGCUUGGAGUCGGCCGCCGUUGAGUCUUUCGUUUAGUUUGCUUAUGUUUACGUCUUCUGGGUUGCUGGUGCGGUAUCUGAAGGUGUUUGAGAAGAGUAACUAUAGCUCUGUGAAGUGGGUGCGGUACAUGACUCGUGCGGGGAGUUAUGAGAUUCGAUUCUGA
This is a messenger RNA of Penicillium bovifimosum, 1338 nucleotides long. RefSeq names its product AP-2 complex subunit mu. Gene Ontology annotation, cellular component: AP-2 adaptor complex; cytoplasmic vesicle. Bases 1 to 1338 code for a protein of 445 amino acids. The record is from RefSeq and is a predicted model, not a curated record. Gene Ontology annotation, biological process: intracellular protein transport; clathrin-dependent endocytosis. NCBI's taxonomy places the organism in Eukaryota, Fungi, Ascomycota, Eurotiomycetes, Eurotiales, Aspergillaceae. The transcript is spliced from 3 exons. Gene Ontology annotation, molecular function: clathrin-cargo adaptor activity.